GAAUGGGAAGCAGCUCCGAAGGCCCGACUCACUUCAAGGUGGGAGAUUUCUUGGAAGAGCAACGAAAUGGCAAACCAACACAGACAUCCCGUUCCCCUCCCCUCGUACUGCAAAGUCCUGUUCCCCUCUGGAAUGUGGCUAAUGCUGGGACAUUGUGCCCACCUGCCUUGAUCACACCCAGCACACUGUUCUCAUAGUAGCACAGCGGCACCGGGUGCAAGCCAGAACACAAACCCGUCCUCCAUUCCACUCUCUGAUUCCCGCCAGAUGUGAUGGUCUACAACUUCCCUCACCAUGGUCAGUACUAAGCAAAAGGCAGAUGGGAACCAUGCCGGACCACCGAUAUACCCUGAGCAGAAGGAUUUUGAUAUGAUCUAUAGAAUUGAAGAUGCGCCUCCUUGGCAUCUCUGCAUCCUGCUAGGAUUUCAGCAUUAUUUGACAUGUUUCAGUGGCACCAUCGCAGUUCCCUUUCUACUGGCAGAAUCCCUGUGCGUAGGGAAGGACCAAUACACCAUUAGCCAGCUCAUCGGUACGAUCUUCAGCUGCGUGGGGAUCACGACUCUUAUCCAAAGCACUGUGGGAAUUAGACUGCCUCUGUUUCAAGCCAGCGCCUUGGCCUUCCUGGUUCCCGCCAAAUCUAUUCUAGCCCUGGAGAAAUGGAAAUGCCCUCCAGAAGGGGAGAUCUAUGGCAACUGGACGCUACCAUUCAACACGUCCCACAUUUGGCAGCCGAGGAUGAGAGAAAUCCAAGGAGCAAUCAUCGUUUCCAGCCUGGUUGAGGUGGUCAUUGGUCUGGUGGGCCUCCCUGGGGCCAUGCUAAACUACAUUGGGCCCCUCACCGUCACCCCCACCGUCUCCUUAAUUGGCCUGUCUGUGUUCCAAGCUGCCGGCGACAGAGCGGGAUCGCACUGGGGCAUUGCAGCACUGUCAAUUUUCUUAAUCAUUUUGUUUGCUCAGUACCUACGAAACGUGUCUUUUCUCCUCCCUGGCUACAAACGGGGAGAAGGGUGCACUGUGUUCCGAAUUCAGAUCUUCAAGAUGUUCCCGAUCAUUCUGGCCAUCUUGGUGGUCUGGCUGCUGUGUUACAUUCUGACAGUGACAGAUGUAUUUCCUCGUGAUGUAGAUGCCUAUGGAUUCAAGGCCAGAACAGACGCUAGAGGAGAAAUAGUAUCCAUUGCACCGUGGUUCCGCCUCCCUUACCCUUGCCAGUGGGGAAUCCCCACAGUGACAGCCGCCGCCGUGCUGGGCAUGUUCAGCGCUACCUUGUGUGGGAUCGUUGAGUCUAUUGGCGAUUAUUAUGCUUGUGCUAGGCUUGCCGGUGCUCCGCCUCCUCCUGUGCAUGCCAUUAACAGGGGCAUUUUUACAGAGGGAAUCUCUUGCAUCAUUGCUGGUCUGCUGGGCACUGGCAAUGGUUCUACUUCCUCGAGCCCCAACAUUGGCGUCUUGGGCAUCACCAAGGUAGGCAGCAGGAGAGUGGUACAGUACGGUGCUGGAAUCAUGCUCAUUUUAGGGACCAUUGGCAAAUUUACAGCUUUGUUUGCCUCCCUCCCUGACCCAAUCCUUGGAGGGAUGUUCUGCACGUUGUUUGGCAUGAUCACAGCAGUGGGGCUCUCCAACCUGCAGUUUGUCGACAUGAACUCCUCCCGCAACCUCUUCGUCCUGGGCUUCGCAAUGUUUUUUGGCCUCACCGUCCCAAACUACUUAGAUUCGCGCCCGAAUGCUAUCAACACAGGUAUUGCUGAAGUGGACCAAAUAUUAACAGUGCUCUUAACCACAGAAAUGUUUGUUGGAGGUGGCAUUGCAUUCAUACUGGACAAUACCAUCCCAGGGACUCUAGAGGAACGUGGCCUAGUACAAUGGAAGGCUGGGGCACAUGCAAACAGCGGCACGUCUGCAAAAUUGAAGAGUUACGAUUUUCCAUUUGGAAUGGGUGCGGUUAGAAGGAUCCAGUGGUUAAAAUAUGUGCCAGUGUGUCCAGUCUUCGUGGGUUUUCACUGCGGAACAAAGAGGGAUUCCAGCACACCAGAACAGACAGCAAACACGGCAGAGAUUAAAGUCGUAUGUACAAAAGUUUGAAGAGACUCCCAUAAGGUAUGGGAGUUUGGACCAUCCCAGAUAGUAGGGUAUUUAAAUCAUACCCCAGUGAACAUGCCUCAAGCAAGUCACACUGGCAGAGGAGAUGCACGGUUGGUCAAAGCUUUUUUUACCUUCUUUCUCCAACAUGUCGAGUUAAAGAGAAAUGGUUCAGCCUGGCGAACGGUUUAGCAAUCUGUAAAUCAGCAAGACACCUUUGUUCAUGGGCAGAAUUCCGCCACCCCCUUUCAGUUCUGUAUAUCCUGUAUGUGCUUGGAAGGAAAAAGAUAUGUUGGUGCUAUGUUAUGUUUUUGGAAGGCCAUUAGCAGAAUUGUGUGUAUUCUCCUGUCAAAGUAAGCAAGUAAGUAAAUUCCAGUGUCAAAAUGAUUCAGUCAAGUAUAAUUGCUGUAAACUUAAUUUGAUUUUUACAGCUAGUCUACUGUUGUGAUUCAAAUUAAGGAAUUUGGGACAUUUUGAGGGCAAGAAAUGAUGCAACAGGUGGAAGGUAUUGUUAGAUACACAAAUAUGAGGACUGAUUGGAAUUCUCAAGGAACCAGUACUGUUUCCAGUACACUUCUAAGUAAAGUGUUGUGGACACUUAAAAAUAAAUAAUGACCUUGCUGUAAAAAAAAUAUGCUAGCUAAUAACAACAAACCUUGAACCACAUUGCUAUGAAAGCUUUUAAGUAAUUAUUAAGCAUUUUUUUCUGAAAUCCCCUCCAAAUGCAUACAAACAGAGCUCAGCUCUUCUUCAUUGUUCCCCAGCUCAGGUUAUGCUUGCUCUGAAACUGUAAUACAGUGCUUAAGUAGCACUCUCUACAAUUUAUCUCUGACAGUUAAAAAUCACUGUUACCCUGCAUCUGGUAAUGUAUGUGCCAAUGACUUAAUGUAACUAGGUGCAAGACUAUAGCCACUGCCAGUACCUAGGAAGUAAAGAAAGCUAAUUCCACAGCAACAGGCUUAAAGUUGUUGGCAUUUAGCGAAAUUACAUGCCAAGGAGUAAUCUUAAAAAAGGGCAACAUUAAUUCAGGCCCAUGUCUCCCCUAAUUUGCUUCACUUUACAAAUAACAGCACACAGCCUUGACAUCUUUUCCUUAUGUCAAGUCUAUUACCCUCUCUCUCCAUAAAGUUCUGAAUAAGAUGAACACUCAGGAAAUAAAAAACAAGAAGUCGUUUCUACUAUUAUUUAUUUUUUUAAAUAUUUUUGAAAAAAUAUAAUUUUUUUACAAUAUUUUCAACUUAAACACUAUUCACACUGAACACGUAUGGCAGCUUAAGCUACCCAAAUAUGAAGUUUAAGAAGCCAAAACUGUUCUAGUUGUAUUAAAAAAAAAUUGUGCUGCAGACUACUGUGUAGUGGAUGAUUAAACAAAGCAAGGGAAAAGCACCACUCAAAUCACUAACCCUAUAAAGUUUUACAGGUAAAACCAACUCUUUUGAGGUUGUAAAAUUUUAUACAGGCAGUGCCACGUUUCUGGAUUUCUGGAAGAAAUUGUGAUGCAUAACCUCGCAUCAAUUUAAAUAUAAAUGCAUUAGUGGGACAAACAUUCCAACAUGAUAACUUGCUGUAAUACAAUCUCAUCUGCCAGUCAUUUUUGUUUCUCUUCCACCAGAUCUGGUAGCCAAGAUAAAGGACUUUGUACAGGUCUGUAAAAGCAGUUCAUGUAUAAUACAUUAUCCACGCUCUUCUCAAAAAAGAAGAGCAGGAUGUGAAAUUUUGCUUCAUCAUGGGAAGAGUUAGUAGCAGUUCUGAAAUCCAGCUAAUCUGCAUAAUCAAACCUUGCUUUUAUUUCAUGUUAAGGCAUUAUCAGGUGCAUAUCGACACCAACUCUUGCUUUAGCUAAAACAGACCACUCCUUGUCAUGAAUCCUUCUACAAGUAGAAUUCCAAGAGUUUCUCAGAAACUUGGUACAUUUCUCAACUUGACUGGUGCUUCCUACCUCACUGUCUCAUUCACAAAAAGAGCCUGGGUCCAAUUGUAAGUGUUACUUUUUUCUCUCCAUUCCAUUAACCUCUGACAGCAGUUGACUUAAUAACAGUCUCAGCACUUUUAUUAAGCAUGCAAGACUAACAAAACUUUGGCAAUGCGUAAGUGUAACACAGUGACAAGAAGAGAGAGCGUUUUAACAAUUAAAUCUUCUAAUACUGGCUUCACAGUGUGGAAAUUGUGCUACAUCCACCAAAAGAGGGCCCAGUCUACUCAUAUAUUUAGUACUUCACCCCAGGAACAAACUCCUUUGCAUUUGGAUUCAGAUUACUCUUGACCUGGAGAAAAAAAAAAGACAUUAUAGAUUGAGUUUA
Molecule: messenger RNA, 4373 nt
Organism: Zootoca vivipara (common lizard)
Lineage: Eukaryota; Metazoa; Chordata; Lepidosauria; Squamata; Lacertidae
Gene: SLC23A1
Product: solute carrier family 23 member 1
Biological process (GO): transmembrane transport
Cellular component (GO): membrane
Molecular function (GO): transmembrane transporter activity
Source: RefSeq, a predicted model, not a curated record